UUUACCAUCGAGUUUCUACUGGCAACAAGCAGAAACAAUAUUCGUGGUGAUUGAAGACAGAGAAUAAACCACUCAUCUCAUCAUCAGCAAAGGACAGGCAAGGUGCUGAUCUGUGUAGGAGGUGGUGAAUCGUGUUCAAACUGGAAGCCACAUGUUAAGUUAAAGUCCCUAAUGGGGGUUCACACCAAACAAAUACGCAAGUUGGUGAAGAGGCUAGUCAUCCUCCCUUUUCUCUGUUUUUUACCACUGUGUCUCUUCAGUGGGUGGCUGAGUAGCUCUGUGAAACCUUUACAUCAUGACAGCAGAAGUAGAAAUGUGACCGUCCUGCUGUGGUAUUGGCCCUUCAGCAGAUCAUUCAGCCUGAAGGGUGACGUUUGCUGGGAUCUCUACCGUAUCCCUCGCUGUAUUCUGGUGGACGAGCGCUCCUACUUCCCCUCUGCGGAUGUAGUGGUGUUCCACAACAGGGAGCUGCAAGUGGGCCUCCACAAGUUGCCUACUAACGUUUCACGGCCACCAAGCCAGAAGUGGGCCUGGAUGUCCCUGGAGGCUCCUUCUCACAAUGGAAACUUACAUAAGUAUGCAGAUAUCUUUAACAUGACCAUAACCUACAAGAGGGAUGCUGACGUCAGCAUACCCUAUGGCAUGCUGCUACGGAGGGAGGCUGAAGAACAUGUGAAUGAAGACAACUCUGUAAACAAGAGCUCUCUGGUUUGUUGGGUGAUCAGCAACUAUAAGAGCCACCACAAAAGAAGCCAAGUGUACAACGACCUCAGAGCUUCAGUUCCUGUGGCGGUUUAUGGGCGCUGGACUAAAAACCGACUCCCCUCCUCAGAACUUUUACCUACAAUAUCUCGCUGCUAUUUUUAUUUGGCUUUUGAGAACUCACUUGCUGAAGAUUAUAUCACGGAGAAGCUGUGGAGGAAUGCUUACGAGGGAGGGGCUGUGCCCAUUGUCCUGGGGCCACCUUUAGGCGAUUACAAAGCUGUGGCUCCACCUCAUUCUUUCAUCCAUGUUGAUGAGUUUGCAUCACUGAAUGAAAUGGGAAAGUAUCUACAACAGCUUGCAGAGGAUAAGAAACGCUACAAUGAGUAUUUUACCUGGAAGAAACAGUGGAAAGUGAAACGGUACACAGACUGGAGGGAAAGACUAUGUACUAUCUGUUCAAAGUACAACAGUUUACCUAAGCACAAAGUUUACUCAGACCUAGAUGCGUGGGUCAACGCUAACACGAACUUAAACAUUUGAUCAAAUUUUACUGUAUUUUUUUUUGCAACAUUUGUAGACAUCAUGGCAUCAUUCUCUGAAUUACUUUGAAAACAGUUCAGAGUGAAUGUGAAACUUAAAAAUCUGAAAAAUUGUAUCUAAAAAAAUAUUUCAGAAAUGUGUUUAUAUGCACACAACUUAGACUGCACUGCAACUACUAUGCAUUAACAACAAUGACCGAGUGAUCUGCUACACUGAGAUCCCUAGCACUUUACUCCAGUACACUAAGGUUAAAAACUACCUAGUAUUUGGAGAUAUUUAGAAAAGGGAUGUAGUGGAUACCUGGAUAAAGUUAACCUGCCUCUUGCAUUAUGGAAAUGUCUGUAAACACACACUGUACUGUAAGUGCUACUUUGUACAAACUAUGACAGAAAACAUCCUUUU
Molecule: messenger RNA, 1647 nt
Organism: Pelmatolapia mariae (spotted tilapia)
Lineage: Eukaryota; Metazoa; Chordata; Actinopteri; Cichliformes; Cichlidae
Product: fucosyltransferase 7 (alpha (1,3) fucosyltransferase)
Exons: 3
Coding region: 172-1245 (357 amino acids)
Cellular component (GO): membrane
Molecular function (GO): alpha-(1->3)-fucosyltransferase activity
Source: RefSeq, a predicted model, not a curated record